AUGGCCGAAGACGUGCAGCGGGACAAUGAUCCAGCCUCACUGGCUCCGAGGGAUGGAGACGAAUCCGAUACCAUAUCACUCACAUCAACUGCCUUCGAGGUAGAUUCUGAUGCUGAAUACGUUGUCGAGGCCAUACAUAAGGAGAGCUUGAAGAUGCUCGGGGGCAAAUUAUGGCGUUACGUCUUGGUGGAAUGGUCGAACUUCCCAUUGGAUGAAUGCAGCUGGGAACCAUUCGAAAAUCUUUCAAAAGAGUUGAAGGAACAGUGGGAGGCCAAAAAGGUCACCACUGACCCUAACGAGGCCGAUGAGUUCGAGAAGAAGUACGAGCAGGCUCGCACAGUCAAGCUGGAGGAGUCACGUCAGCGCCACCGCAGGAGAAACGCCAAGCGAAGAAAGCUUGGGCUCGUCCGCACCGCUUUCUACUUCAGAGGCCAAGAUUAUCCCGAUUCUGAUGAUGAGCGGCAUAGGAGGGAGGGCGCCUCAGCCAGGGUGAUUGAUACCGCAGAAAAUGAGAUCGUGGUCGAGCCACUCAGCUCUUCCUCAAGUGAUGCUGCUGAAUCCGAAGGCGACAUCGAAGCCGAGCCGCCCAUUUCUUCUGCAAGCGAUUCUGCUGAAUCCCAGGAAGCAGAAGAGCACAACGAAACCGACAUUGAAGCCGCCGACGCCUUGCUUCCUAGCAAGUCUUCAUCUCAAGUGAAGGCAAAGAGGAGAACUCGCCCUAAUAGGAUAUUCACCUAUGAUCCGGACAAGACUGUGUCCGAGGAGAUCGGUACUGCGGAGAAGAAUAAGGGCCUCAAGGCGAAGAAGAGCGGCAAAGCCGCACUUAACGUCUUUACGGGGGGGAGCAGAGCGAGGCAGAGACGAAGCAUAGGAGACGACGAGAUCGAUAGCAGCAAGGGACAGAAGUUCUAUACGAAUCACGCAUUGGUCCGCAAGGCCGAGCACAGGUCCAGAGCCAGAAAUGAUGGCGCACCCGAUAUUCGCAUGAUCCCCGACAUGCUCUUUGUGCCAGGUUCCAACACCAGCAAACAGACCAAGUCCACUCAGCAGGCAGAGGCUCCAAGAAAAGAUGACGAAAAUACAAGGGCCCCCGUGGUCACGGAAGAACGCCCUGUUAGAUCUGCCACAAUGCCUAACCCUGUGUCGUCGAAGAGGUCCAUUUUCAGCUCAGGUACCAACCCCCCCAAGAAGAAAGCCAAGUCGGUGCGCUUUACUGGAGUAAUCGAUGAGCCGUCUAUGAGCAAAUCGAGGUCAGAGCGCUUCCCAAAAGGGGACGAGCGGUUUGUGUGGGAAGCAGACAUGCAAAGCAUCACUGGGGAUGAUACUCUGUUCGUGGAUGAACCGAUGGAGAUCGACAACAGUGCACCCUUCAUGGGUAACCCACCAAUGUCAGACACAAGUGUGCCGGCUGCAGGGUUCAAUGGCCCUUCUCUACCGGCCUACAAAGACCUGUGCUCCGUGAGCAAAAAGAUCAUGCUCUCAACCGCCUCCACCCAAAUACUCGACGUCACUUUCGACGCUGUUCCCAGACAUGAUUCUCAGGCUGCAUACCAGCAGUCGCUGAACGGAUUCUCAGAUUCUGAGCACCUAUGUAUCGGUCAUACAGUCCGGGCCGACGAUUUCAACUCUCAAAUCCCGUCACUUGCAUACCUGGGCUUUCAACCUCUCUUUUCAGGUUCAAUUAGGUCUGAUGAGACAGAUCGCGAGCUGGAGACCAUUGCUAUGCACCUCAGGCUCAGAUCUUCCGGCUUAUUCCUGGCGCAUGAACACUUUAACCUCCUAGUGUUCCCAACUAAAUGCGAGGGAUUCGACCUGAAUGCUCUGGGAGUCAAGUCUGUCAGCCCAGAUAGUGUUGCGCUCAGAUACCUGGUUUUCCGGUCGACAUACCCCAUCUAUCGACUUGUUCGGCCUAGCUCAGAUGUACAAGAGCCCCUACACAUGGAUGUGGGCAUCGGUGCGGACAUGUUCGAGAAAAUACUUAACUUGCGGUACAACCACCUGGUAGCGGGGUCUGCGCAACACAAGAACAAGUUCUUCUUCUUGGCUUUCCCAGAGCGAUCCCUGGCAUGGCUCGCGUCAAUCUGCUCCUGGUUAACAAUGCGCGACCCUGGCUGCAAGAUCUACACCAACUUCGAAACAGGCGGCUGGUCUGCUUUCGUGCGGCAGACAAAGGAGGGGUGCGGCAUCGUUAUCCUGCAUGAGGCCGUAAUCCCUCUCGUGCGUCGAUUCCCAUCGAUGGCUCAAUUGCUGCAGGGAUACAACAUUAACUUUUGGCACUUCUCGGAGUCCCUAGACCUGCAGCAAGUUCAGCCAUCGAUAGACUCAAAGGUCGUUCCUGUGGUACCGACGAUGUUCUCACGUCUCUUCCCUUUCGGGAAGGCCUUCCUGAUAACACCAAGCUUUAUUGUCUCUCAACCUCAAGAGGCUUUGAGGUUCCUGACGUGGUUCUUCGAAACCCAGGCCAGCCAUUCGUCCACUAAAUUAGUGACUGCCUACAACAUCGGCGACUACCUCCGUGAUCUAUUUGAUGAAAAGUGUGCUCAUCUGGAACACAUGCUGAAGCGAUGGAACACCAUGUCUGCACGAGAUGUGGCAACCCAGAAGAGCGCUGCUGCCCUCACUGACCAAGAUUUGAAGGCCAGACGGAAGAUGUGGCUUUACAUUGACAGACAAUUGUUGCAACACUCAGAGGUUGGCGGUCCUUACUCAGGAGACUGCGCGGUGCUCUACGCAGACAGCUCGAUCGACCCACACGACGAGCAAAGCCUCGUCAACUGGUUUGGGUGGUGGUCUAUGGCAUGCAGUGACCAAUACCGGAAAUUUUACGUCAUUGGCUCAAAGUUAUCGAUGGAUGCGGCCAGGGCUCGUCGAAGAUUCAAAGUUCCUAAGUACGGUCGAUCAGUCGUCAAUGAUCCUGAGGAAGCCAUGAGAGCCCUCUUGAAGAGUCAGGGCGAGGAGGUCACGAUGACACAUCCUGAGUCUCAUGACGACACGCAGACGAAGCGCGACAAGAGACUUAGGGGUAAUGAGAACAACCUUGUGCCCUUCCUGGAAUCCCUGGACAGAACACCCAAAUUUAUGGUUUACCGACGCCCGGUAUCUUGGGCUGACACGAAGAUGGCAGAUCAUUUUGGCGACCAUCACAUGAAAUGUGCGACAGUUGAUCAGUGGUGGAACUUCACCUGGGGCUGGCUCAAGGAUCCCUUAAAGUCAUUCAACACAUAUAUCGGGCUCUUCUACACCAUAGAGGAGGACUGGAUCCCAAGUCACUUUCGCCCUGGCUUGUGGCCGAGGCGACAUCCGUGGCUUGCAAUCUAUCGCCCGGUGAAUCCUCAUGAUAAGAGCAUGGGCUUUAGCCAUGGUCGAACCGAAUUAAUCAUAUGGGACAGUCGUGCUGGCCACGAGCUCGAAGGAAAGUCCUCGCUAGGGCUGGCAGACCUGACCUGGAUGCAACGAGACCUCGUCCGCUACAUUCAGCUGCAUGCUCACGAAAAGAAUCCCAACGCGUCCCUCGAGAGAGUCUGGCUGGGUGGUUUCCAGAGGCACCUGAGCCAGUGCCACUCGGCGCUACCAGCAGAUGCCACGGCAGAGUUCCUGCGGAUGAUAUGUGAAGAUCUGGUGCGGCGCGUCCCAGGCCACGAAAGGCACAUGUAUGGCGCCGAUUAUCGCCAGGUCGCUCUGCACCCGACAGGAGGAGAAGCUGUUACCUCGAACACCCAGGAGGAUGACCAACGCCAGCGCGAGGGUGAUGAGGAGAGGGAUGAUGGUCCCGACACCCGUAUCAUCUUUCAUCCACCCCGCGUGUCGGCAGCACUCCAACCCAGGUUCACUUCCAGGUGCACGAAUCAACUAUUUGAGGCCGUACGCGUACACAAGCUCCGGAACCCGGAUGCGCAGGAACUGAUCUAUACUUACACCCCGACAAUGGAAUGGUAUCAGCACCAGGUUGCUGAGGGUCGCCACUUCGAGCACAUUGAGAUCGACAGCUGGGACAAGAUCUUCCAUAGACUGGGUAUUGAUCGCGCAGAGGCACCACCAAAGUCGGCGGAUUCGGAUCGAAGCAUGUCGUCGCCAAUCAAAUGA
Messenger RNA from Cryphonectria parasitica EP155, 4083 nucleotides. RefSeq lists its product as uncharacterized. Lineage: Eukaryota; Fungi; Ascomycota; Sordariomycetes; Diaporthales; Cryphonectriaceae. The record is from RefSeq and is a predicted model, not a curated record. The transcript is spliced from 3 exons. Bases 1 to 4083 code for a protein of 1360 amino acids.